This is a messenger RNA of Cyclocybe aegerita, 504 nucleotides long. NCBI's taxonomy places the organism in Eukaryota, Fungi, Basidiomycota, Agaricomycetes, Agaricales, Hemipholiotaceae. The record is from the annotation of a GenBank genome assembly.
AUGGUUGCUCUCUUCGCCUUUGCUCUCGCCGCCCUUGUUUCCCUUCCAGCAGCCCUUGCUGAGCCUACUCCCUUUGGCCUUCAAGCACGACAAUCGAAUAUUGGCUUCAUCCCAUCUCAAACCCCGGAAAGUUGCCUCCAAACCACUUGCAAGCCCUUGGCCGACAUUUAUGCCCCCGGCCAAUGCAUCACAUUUGACUGCCUGUGCACUGACAAGGUUUUGGAUGCUAUGAGGACCUGUGUCCCAUGUGUCGUGGCUGCCAACAUCGUUGGUUGGGACCAAGCAGUUGCUGACAGGGCCAUAGCAGGCUUCAUUGAUGCUUGCAACAACAUUGGAAAAACCUUGUCUACGUCUACGUCGAGCGCAUCUCCUUCGAGCAGCUCAUCUUCCAGCGGCGGAGGAUCAUCGACCCAAACAGCUGCAGGUGGUGUGAGCACGGCUAUGAGUGUGAAUAUUGCAGGUCUCCUCUUAGGUGUGGCUCUCGGAGGAAUUGUUCUCGCUUAG